Messenger RNA from Funneliformis geosporum, 1131 nucleotides. The record is from the annotation of a GenBank genome assembly. NCBI's taxonomy places the organism in Eukaryota, Fungi, Glomeromycota, Glomeromycetes, Glomerales, Glomeraceae.
AUGCCAACUCUACAUCAUCAUCACCAUCAUACACCUCUUUUAAAUAAGGAAUAUGACAUGAUAAUUUAUGUCGGGGAAGAACCUUCAGUCAAAACUUUUCACGCGCAUUCCAAUAUGCUGAUAGAUAAAUCUCCUUAUUUUCUUGCCGCAUUGUCAAGCAAUUGGAUACACAGAGAGAAUGGAAUGAUAGUAUAUCGCAAACCAAAUAUUUCUCCAGAGAUAUUCGAAGUCAUUUUAAGCUUUUGUUACACGAACCAGGCAAAAUUAAACGAUAAAGAUGGUAAAUUCAUAAUUGAACUCUUGAUAUCAGCCGAUGAGAUGAUCUUUACCUCUUUCAUCAAUUACAUUCAAAAAAAUUUCACGACUGCGCAAUUAUCAUGGUUACAAGACAAUUGUUUGGAAAUAACCCAAUUCGCGUUUAAAUAUCCCUCAUUUCAAGCAUUACAACACGUUUGUUUGGAAACGAUAUGCGAGAAUCCUUCAAUAUUAUUUAAAUCGCCACAAUUUACUUCUUUUGAAUCAGGUAUAUUGUUGGGUUUACUUCAACGUAAUGAAUUAAACUUAUCCGAGGUGGAAUUAUGGGACUACAUCAUCCAUUGGGGCAUCAGCCAAAAUCCUAAUAUUCCAGUAAAUCCUUCGUUAUGGAGCCGUAGUGAUGUUAAAGCUGUUGAAUCUUCUAUUAAAGAAUAUCUUCCUUAUAUUAGAUUUUGUAAUAUGACUCAAACGGAAUUUCAGCGUUACGUGUGGCCAUACCGAACUCUCAUCCCUUACGAUAUAUAUGAUUCCAUCAUGAUCAAUUUCAUGAUGCCGUUGUUCAAGUGUAAGCAAAUAGUGCGACAGCGAGGUACCGGAGCUCAAUCUCGUUUAAUCAAUUGGGAUCAUUUGAGAUACAUUUGUGGAUGGUUGAAUCGCAGGCUUGAACCUUAUUCCGGUAAUGCGAUCUGUAAAUUAAAUAGUGAUGUUGAAGUUAUUAAUUUUGGUAAUGGUGAUCUGAGGUUAGAUAAUAAUUUUAAUGAAUCGUUUUCUUGUAGUGCAAGAAAAAAUUCUUAUGAUAUGGGUAUAAGGAAUGAUACAUCCAGUUUUAGCGUUGAUGAAUUUGAGGUUUUCAAGGUUAUCAAUAGGAAUGAGUGA